GACAAUGAGCAUGAAAUCUGGACCUGGAGUCAAGCAAGAGAUCGAUUUGUUGGAGGGGUUCUUUCGGAAAUCCAUGGUUCUUUUCCCGAUUGUUGUUCUAUUCCUCCUUUGGGCGACUCCUCCAACGAAAUUUUUCCGGCUACCAUUUCAGAGCAACGAUGUUGAUUGUAGAGAAUCUCAUGUGGAUGAUUUGAUGAAGCUAUGGAAAGAAUCAUGUAGCUUAAAUGGAACUUCUCUAAGCACCAGCAAGAGUUUUCCAGUUGCUCCACACUUGGAAAAUUGUCAACAGCAGGCACUGGAGUGGAUGGAAUUUGACAAUCGCGAUGCAAAUGGAAGACCACCACUGUGGAGCAGGGAGGAUGAGGAAUUGGAAUUGGAGCUCAUGAUCAAGAACUCCACAAAGCGUUCCAUAAAAAAUCUCUAUCCACCUUGGAUCAAAGGUGGCGACGAGGACAAUCUGCCACUGACCCGAGCAGUCCAACGAGAUUUGUGGCGCCACCAGCAUCCAAAAAAUUGUACUGAUCCCAGCGUGAAGUUUCUGGUGACAAACUGGCUAAACAGCCGGGGACUGGGCCUCGGAGCCGAGCUUGUGGCAAUGGCCGGGAUCCUGGCCAUUGCUUUGCGAGAAAAGAGGGUUCUCGUUCUAACAGACUUUGAUCGAGCCAAGCACGAAGAUUGCAAAGGAGCUGCGCAUGGACGAUGGUCGUGUUACUUUGUUCCCGAGACUUCGGAGGAAUGCCGAGCUCGGGCGAUGGAGCUCGAGGGCGAUGUCAAGGCAUGGAACCAAGGGACAAUCGUUGGUCUUGACAAUUUUUCUCGAACUUCGGUGUGGACGGGACCUGUUCCAGAGUAUUGGGGAAGACCAUGGGAAACCAUGCAAACAUUUGACGUGGUGGAUGGGGAGCUUCUUACUACACACAAAGGCAUGGACCGACAGUGGUGGAGAGCUCAGGCAGUGAGAUAUUACAUGAGAUUUUCCAGUGAGUACACUUGUAUCCUCCUCAAUGGGGCCAGGCAUAAAGCAUUUGGGAAAGAGGCUGCUCAAGCUGUCAUUCAAAGCUCACAAAAGAACUGGCGAAAGGUGAUUAAUCAGCGUGAUGUUAUGAAAUUGUUGUGGGCAAAGCACAGGCCAUGGAUACCAAGACCUCUCAUAAGCCUUCACGUAAGACAAGGUGACAAAGCUGCGGAGAUGAAAAUCUUCGAUCUAAAGUCGCAUAUGGCUCUGGCCGAGAUGAUCCGAGCAAGAUUCCCCGAUAUCAAAGGCAUCUGGCUCUCCACAGAAAUGCAAAGUGUUGUGGAUGAGGCAGUGUCAAACUUUACGUACUGGAGCUUCUAUUUCACAAAGGUGGCGAGGCAAAAUGGAACAACACGCAUGGGUGACUACGAGAGGAGCUUGGGGACGAGACUGAGCAGUAACAACGCGUUUGUCAAUCUCUUGAUGGCCGUGGACUGUGAUCACUUUGUUGGAGGGCUGGGCUCGACUUGGAGCUUCUUGAUCGAUGGAUUGAGGCUCACGGGUGGGAAGCUCAAGGUUGGCUUCUUCAGCGUCAACAAAGAUAGAUACUGGUAAAGGCGUGAUCGAAUUCUCAAGCUUGUACAAACGAUCGAUAGUUGUAUAUAGAUGGAAGAAUCCUAAAGUUUGAAGCUAUGGAAAAGUUUCUGGACGAU
Messenger RNA from Selaginella moellendorffii, 1668 nucleotides. RefSeq lists its product as uncharacterized. Gene Ontology annotation, molecular function: alpha-(1->6)-fucosyltransferase activity. Gene Ontology annotation, biological process: protein N-linked glycosylation. NCBI's taxonomy places the organism in Eukaryota, Viridiplantae, Streptophyta, Lycopodiopsida, Selaginellales, Selaginellaceae. The transcript is spliced from 8 exons. The coding region runs from base 5 to 1570 and encodes 521 amino acids. The record is from RefSeq and is a predicted model, not a curated record.